This is a messenger RNA of Symbiodinium sp. CCMP2592, 837 nucleotides long. The record is from the annotation of a GenBank genome assembly. Lineage: Eukaryota; Dinophyceae; Suessiales; Symbiodiniaceae.
AUGACGCACAACCAGAUGGAGUGGCUAUCCGAGCUUACAGAUAAGGAUGGUGAAGGGCGAUUGCUGCCAAACACCUUGCUGCCAAGGCUUGGGCUCACUGCACUUCCAAACAGGGCAGAUCCUUUAUCGUGGAGCAAUGUACCGCCUCGCCCUGCGAUGAACCCUCCAAGGCGAACUUCUGUUGCACACAGUGCUCCUCAAGUGUUAGUGGUUUCCGCUUUACUUUGGCGAGUUCGGCAGCGGCUCUUCAUGGCAGGAUCAAAGAUCACACUUGGCUCAUUACUGGGUUUGUUCGAUCUCGCGGACGGAUCAAGUCGACAGCAGGCUGAGGCUGCUUUGGUCAGUCGAGACCUCCUUGGGAGCCUUUUGGGACACCUGCGGCUUGGUAUAUCUGUGGAGGAGGCCGACGAGCUGCUUUCAGCAAUAUCAGCCAGUGCUGGCAAGCGCUCUGGAGGAUCUGGGACGGUCCAAAUGGCCUUGCUUUAUGACAUGAUAGAUCGUGCGGGUCAGCCGGAGAUGGAGAGCUUGGUGGUUGAGCUCCGAGAAGCUGCAAGACAGCGACUUUGGGGAAAGGGAUCCUGCAUCAUGAGUGCUGCUGGUUCAGCAGCUGACGAUUGGCUCCCAGAGGUAGACUUCAGGAAAGGGUUGAAAGCUGCCAUGGCAGACAUAUGGGCCGUGCCAGGAUCGCUGCCAGAGGACGACGAGGAUCGUUUGGUUCUGCUGGCUGAAAAGGAUGCAGAAGGACGCGUUCUAUGGCGACCGUUCGUCCAGGCAUUCUGCAGCUGGCCGGAUCUGGACCAAGUCAGUGAAGUCACAGAGGCUGGACUCGCCUCGUGA